AUGAGUUUUGGAUCGAAAGAACCCGCCGCGAGACAUCGAAAGAAGAGGAUGAUUGAAAUUGAGACGACGGAGCCGGACCCGAGUAUCAAGAGACGCAGGACAGGUUCGAAACACCCGAGCAAAGCCACGACAUUGACAUAG
Molecule: messenger RNA, 141 nt
Organism: Blumeria graminis f. sp. triticale
Lineage: Eukaryota; Fungi; Ascomycota; Leotiomycetes; Helotiales; Erysiphaceae
Source: the annotation of a GenBank genome assembly